AUGAUUCGACUCAAUGUAUUCCUUACAAUUAUGGUCUUAGGUAUUCAAGCUGCUGUCGAUCCUGUUGUAACAACUGUCGAUCCCAAACAUGAACUACUUACAGAAAUUGUCGGCAGAUACCGUUUAGCUGCUCGGCAUUUACGAGAAACGCAGUCUACUCUCCCUUUCGAAUUACAAUUUCCAAUUCACGAUAUAAUCAAAAUCGAUGGUGCCACCAAUGAGCUCGUCAUUCGAGCAACAAUUCGCAUGGAUUAUCAAUUCGAAUUUCUCCAUUGGGAUUCGAAUGAUACCCGCAGUCGAUACUACGAUAUCGAUGAAAUCGUUCUAACGAAAUCAACAUUGCAAUCCCUCUGGUUGCCCGAUCUCCGUUUUACUGAAGAUGAAUCCAUUACCUUUAACGUCGAACGCGAAUCGGCGAAAAUCAACCGUGAUGGUCUUGUCACAUGGACGCGUCGAGGUCUGUUCACAUUGGCAUCACCUAUCGAUCUGACUUAUUAUCCAUUUGAUCGGCAGUACAUUCAUUUUAAUAUGCAUAAUACACAAAAAACAUUCAAAUUACACUAUCAAAAGAAUAUUCACACUUUAUCAUCAAUAUCAAACUCUCAUUCAGCGCGAUCAGCAAGUGUUUGGACGGCACUUUUUGGCGGUAGCACAGAGAUGAAUUCCAAUUCGACGAGUAUUCCAUUUACUAUUCAACAAAACGAACCACCAAUGAAGACGAGCACAUCUCGAGGUUGGUUUGUACGAACAAUUGGCGUUGAAGCGAAGAUCAAUACAAAUGAAAAUGGCACAUUAGAUAAUUUGACAAUAUUCGUCUCAAUUCAACGUCGUCGGGAAUCUUUUAUUUACACAAUCAUCUUACCAACGUUAUUCUUCUCAUUUUUUAUUUUCAUUUUCUAUUUCGCACCUGUUGAAGCUCAUCAACGCUUAAUCAUUGGCCUAUUGAAUACAUUCGCAACGUUAACAUUUCUAAUUUAUAUCGAUAGGAAAAUCGAAGCUGAACAAUUAUCCCAUAGUCCACUUUUGAUUCAAUAUUUAACGAUUUUAUUCAUGAUCGAAGCACUAUCAUUGUUUUUCGAUCAUAUCAUUCAUUCGAUAUUUUACGGGGGAAUUAACUUUGUUUCGAACUGGCUACGUAAACGGCAUAAAUACGAAACCCAACAACAACAACCGGCACGUUUAUCCCGUGUAACUAUGUUAACACGUGCAUUGAACAAUCGAAUCAAUCCAAAUAGUUUAGAAACUGAUGGACAGCUGAAUGGUGCAACAGAUUUCUUAAUGAAGCAAUUGAUCGAACGUGAAGAAUCGUUGAAAUUCGAAGAUCAAGAGCGGUAUCAAUGGCGAAAAAGAGCGAGACUUAGACAAAGUAAACAGGAACGUAGCGCUUCAUGUUUAACGAGUAAGAACGAGGUACAAAGAGAACAACAAAUUGUCUCGUACACAUAUAACAUGCCUUCGACUACACUCGAAGAUCUUACGAAUCCAGCACCGAUACCAUUUAAUUUAGCUGGGGAAUCGGCAAUUUCAUCGCUAACCUCAUCCACUUCGUUACCAUCAUCGCGCGAUCGAUGUCGUCGCUGUCAACAACUUGUCUACGUUACUGAACGCAUCGGUCCAGUUAAAGAUUCCCUUUACCAUAAAUUAUGUUUCAAGUGUUUGAAAUGUGAUCGCCAAUUAGAUUUCAAAACUUAUUUUACGAAUUCUAUCGAUCUGAACGACAAAGAAAUUUACUGUCAAAGUCACGUGCCUCGAUCGGGUAAAGGUAUCUUCUCUACAGAUAACAUUCAUAUCCAAAACGUCAUGAAUGCACCGAAAUUGAACGUGAUGCAGAAGUUAGACGAUCGUCUGAAAGGCAUUCACCUUGAUUUUCAAUCAGUUUCAAUUGCUCAUGCUAUGAAAGCUCAACAAAUGUUUCAACAAGGCCGAGAAAAAGUUUCAUCAAAUCAUAAUUUUCCAGCCUUGCCACCGGAUAUUUUACAUGCUCGCGAAGAAGUGCGUCGCGCGCAAAAAUCUCUUGAAGAAAAGCAACGUCAAGAGGAAGAUGAAUUAUUUAUGAAAUUUCGAGUUGAUCGAGAAUUGGAAGAGAAAAAAAUCGAACGCGAAGUUAUUGAUGAAUGGGAAAAGAAACUAGGAUUGCUCACAGCUAAAUAUGAAGAUGAUCUACGAAAGAAGAAAGAUAAAAAUACCGAACCGGAGUUAACGUUACGUUUCACGAAGGAAAAAGCAGAAUUAGAGCAGAACAUGACACUAAAACGGAAUAAAAAACGGGAACUUGUACGCAAACAAAUUAUGGAACGAGAACAAGAAACAACGCAUUCACUCGUGUCGAAAUUCAGUAAAGAAAUGCUCAAUUUGAUUCAAGCCAAAGAGCGAGAAGUGCUUGUCGAAAACGGUGUUGAUGAUCACGUCGCAGCAACUUACUCGAUGCUCCAAUUGAGUCAACCGCCGCCACCUCAGCCACCUCGCCGUCACAAACGUGAUCUUUACGAAGAUCCAUCUAUCUUCGAACAUGUUGAUCAGCAAGCGAUAACCGUGGCUGAAAGUGAACAAACGUCUUACACUGAACUAAUCGAUCAAUUAACAUACGGUCUGAUAACAGAUCUAGAAAAAGCACGCGCUAUAUUUCGAUGGAUAACUGUGAAAGAUUUAAAUGCUAUUGAUUUUCAAACGAAUCUCGCUGCUGAUACACCCAUGGGCUUACUACGGGGAAUCAAAUAUGGAACGGAAACGUACCAUACGUUAUUUAUGCGUUUGUGCAGUUUUGCUGCUUUGCAUUGUGUCGAUGUGAAAGGUCAUUCGAAGAGUGUCGGGUAUGAGCCAGGUAUGCGUAUUGGUGAAGGAAAGUUUACUAAUACAUGGAACGCCGUGUUAAUCGAUGGUGAAUGGAGAUUCGUUCAAUGUAAUUGGGGAGCAAGACAUUUAGUCAUGAGCAAAGAUAAAAAACAAAUCGAAAUCACUCCACCGAAACCAACACGGGAAAAGAUUAAAUAUCAGUACGACGAACAUUAUUUUCUUCCUGAUCCUGAAGACUUCAUUCUCGAAUUCUUUCCCUACAAAUCCGAAUGGCAAUUACUUGAAUCACCAAUAACGUUACAACAAUUCGAACAAUUACCAUUCGUUCGUUCGCUUUUCUUUCAUUAUCAUCUUUCAUUCGUGAAUCAACAACAUGCAGUCAUUCAAACUGAUAAUCGUGGAGCAUGCGACAUUAAACUUCGCAUGCCAGAUUCAUUGAAACAUCGACUAGCAUUUCAUUUUCAUUUACGAUUUUCCAAUCAAUCGACUACAAAUAUACAAACAGACGAUUCAACUGAUUUUCAAGGUGUGAAAUUCGAACGUUACGUUCUACAUACAGUGCAAGACGAUCUCGUUUCGUUUAAUAUUCACGUACCGCAAGAUGGAAACUAUUUCAUUGAAAUAUUUGCAUCACUAGUGGAACCUGAUCCCAAUCCAUUUGGUCAAAGUUUUAAACUGAAGUGUGUUUGUAAAUAUCGAAUCGUAUGUCAACAAUUGGCUCAACGAAUGCAUCCACUGCCUGCCUGUGCAUCAGGCGAAUGGGGUCCGGCAAAGGCCAUUCGUCAUUUUAAUAUUCAUCCUCUCACACAUUUUCAAUCGAUAUUUGAAACACAUCAUUUACCGAUCAUUAUUCAAUUCAAAUGUCCGAAAAUCUUGAAAUUUCAUGGGAAACUAAAUUCCAAUCGCUAUUCAUCGAAUCCGACCAACAAUUCCAUGCAGAAUACUCUCGAUAAAUACGUUCGAUAUGAAUAUAACGAACAGGAUUUCAUCGCAACGUUCAUUAUUCAAUUACCGGCGGAAGGUCAAUUCGGUUUAGAUAUAUACGCACGAGACCCAGAAUAUCAAACUGAAAAACGAACCAUGUCACAUUGUUGUAAAUAUAUUAUAAAUUACACAAAAUCUGCAAUAUCACCACCACCACCAACAGCAAUCGAAACGUAUCACGAUUAUUCGACUGAGAAUGCCAAAUCACAUGAACCCAAGAGAAUGUUAUCGCCAAGAAUUCCUGCAAGGAAUAUCAAGGAACGUAGUGUUUCACCUCGCUCUAUACCAUCAAAUGGUUCAUCUCCUAAGCCGAUACCAAAAAUCGGCGGUAAUCCAGCAUUAUUGUCUCAACUGGGUAUGAAUCCUUUAAGUCAUUCCGAUCCAUCCAUCACUCUGCAUUCCAGUAAUUCUCUUGAAUUACAAUUUCAAAUACGUAAAAUGGUCGAUUUUUCCUUUGAUCUUACCUAUCAUCACACACUUGCUGAUUUGUCAUCUCGAACUCCAUCACUGAAUCUCAAUCAACGGCUAAACGCAUCCGAUUAUGUAACCAUUAAACCAAACGGUGGCUUCAACGUUAUCUUUGCGUUAAUUCUACCGAAACCAGGUGUUUACUCGUUCACUAUCUAUGCCGCACCACCCAAUAAUAAUCAUCUAGGAAAAAACGGACAAACUGAAUUACCAGCUGUUUUCACCUAUUUAAUUCGUUAUGUCUAA
Adineta ricciae is the source of this 4491-nucleotide messenger RNA. The record is from the annotation of a GenBank genome assembly. Lineage: Eukaryota; Metazoa; Rotifera; Eurotatoria; Adinetida; Adinetidae.